Seriola aureovittata is the source of this 1162-nucleotide messenger RNA. Its product is annotated as dual specificity protein phosphatase 14. The coding region runs from base 438 to 971 and encodes 177 amino acids. The transcript is spliced from 4 exons. NCBI's taxonomy places the organism in Eukaryota, Metazoa, Chordata, Actinopteri, Carangiformes, Carangidae. Gene Ontology annotation, cellular component: cytoplasm. Gene Ontology annotation, molecular function: MAP kinase tyrosine/serine/threonine phosphatase activity. Gene Ontology annotation, biological process: protein dephosphorylation. The record is from RefSeq and is a predicted model, not a curated record.
UGCCCAUGACCCGGAAGCGGAACUUCCCGCACAGAAACGCGAAGCUAACUUCGGGCUCGUCCUCGUUGCCUUUCUGGCAUCAGACACCAGGUUUAGAUCACAAGUUAUUAAUGUAACUAUGUAUCUGUGAGGCCGAAGGAUGACUGUCACUAUCCUUGUCACUCAGAACACUAGAAGCACUCUCCUUGGUGUUGAGGAGUUCAGAAGGAGGCAGUUCUUGUUGCUCCAUUCCCUGAAGGCCAUCGUCAGAUCCCUGUACUCCUCUUCCUGCCUGUUCCUGAUACACGUCACAACAGCUGUGUCAUGCAAGUCUUUCUGGAUGUGGCAGGACUCAGGUGUAUUUAAAGUCCACCGUAUACAGGGUGAACAGGAACGGAGCUGGAACAGUCCCCUUGUUACCCAGUCUGACAUACUGUGGUCCUCUUGUUCAGCAGGUCAUGUCGGUCUCUCAGGUCUGUCCUGGUCUUUUCCUCAGCGGUCUGGACUCGGCUCUGAACCUCAGUGUGUUGGCCAGCAGGAACAUCACCCUCAUUAUUAACGCCAGUGGACUGGAGGAUGUGUCCUACCCUCCGCUGGACGGUCUGCAGGUCCUCCAUGUGCCGGUCCAGGAUCAACCUCACGCCCCCCUCAGACAGUACUUUGACCUUGUGGCUGAACAGAUCAACCAGAACCAGACAGGGAGGACUCUGGUCCACUGCACUGCUGGCAGGAGCAGAUCCCCUGCUCUGAUCAUGGCCUACCUGAUGAGGUUUGAAGGUCUCAGCCUCCGUCGGGCUCAUGAGCAAGUUUUGGAACAGCGACCCUUCAUCAGACCUAAUGCUGGUUUCUGGAGACAGCUGAUGGACUAUGAGAGGACUCUGUUCAGCAGGAACACAGUGAGGAUGGUGAAGACGUCCGGUGGAGUCCUGCCUGAGGCUCUGCAGGACCCUGAGGACUCCAGCACCACGGCAACAUACUGUGUCAAUGUGUGACAGACUGAGUCAUUAAAGCAGCUCUGGUCCAGAUUCUCCUGGAGACACAGUUGUCUUCAGUUAUUUUUUAAUGAAGGAUGAUCUUUGACUUUGAAUGUUACUUGUUUAGUUUGAAUGUUCAGUGUCACAGAGAAAAAUAGUAAAUAACUAUGAAACCAAGUUUUCAAGGAAAUAAAGGGAACUAGAAUCAC